GGGGCGGAGGGCGGCGACCUGCAGUGUUUUAGGAAGAAGAUCAUUUUACUGAUUUUGUUCCCGAGCUGACCAGGUCUUACUUGGCGAAGGUUGUACUGGUGGAGUGUCCCAAGAAAAGAAGAAAACUGUUCGUGCAGCAAAAUAAUGAUGGUAGAUCUGAAGGUGGCUGACUGUUUGAACCCUCAGAUCAGGGUUCUGUCAGAAAGCAAGGGGCCUGUGAUAGAGAGUUCCAGUCACAGUAAGAAAUGUACCGCACAAACGGACAAUCCCAGUCCUGAAAGCUGUCGCCAGCACUUCCGGAAUUUCUGCUAUCAUGAAGCAGCAGGACCCCGUGAAAUUGUUGGACAACUUAAGGAAUUAUGCCGUCAGUGGCUCAGGCCAGAGCUCCACUCUAAAGACCAGAUCUUGGAACUGCUUGUGCUAGAACAGUUUGUGACCAUUCUACCCAGGGACACCCAGAGCCGGAUAAGGAAGGACCAUCUACAGAGCAUUGAGGAGGCUGUGGCCAUGGUAGAGCACUUGCAGAGGGAAUCUGGUCACGCGAGGAAUGGGGUUGCAGUCCAAGAGCUGGGAAAGGAGGCAGUGCUCUUGGGAGAAACAGCAGAAUCUCAGCCAGUGGGCAUGUCCCAGGAUGAAGAAUUCUGGAAAACAUACCAGGGUCUGCAAGAACAGCUGAGCGGGAGUACUCAUACAGGAACUGAGCCUGUAUGUGAGAGGGCUGUGCCUGCUCACCAGAUCCUAGCAUUUCCUGUGUGGACAAACACUAAAGACUGGACCGUGGCACCUGAGCUCGUGUUGCCUGAGUCCCAGAGCUUGUUGACAUUUGAAGAAGUGGCCAUGUAUUUUUCCCAGGAGGAAUGGGAGUUACUGGAUCCCACUCAGAAGGCCCUCUACAAUGAUGUAAUGCGGGAAAACUAUGAGACUGUCAUCUCUCUAGCAUUAUUUGUGCUCCCCAAACCUAAAGUGAUCUCCUACCUAGAGCAUGGGGAAGAGCCAUGGGUUCAAGGUUCCUUGGAGUUCAAGAACAGUCCUGGAGAGCUGCCUUCAGAGUUAAAGGUCAAAUCUGACACUGAAAACCAUCAGCCUGUGUGUCUUUCUGACUUAGAAAUACAAGCGCCAGGAGACAUAGUAUCAAAAAAGACCCGGGUGAAAGUUCCCCAGAAGACAACAGGCAAAGAAAAUCAUGGUGAUGCACAGAAGAUGGGGAAAUGGCAAAGAGAUUUUCCCGUGAAGAAAAGAAAGAAACUUUCAACAUGGAAACAAGAGCUGCUAAAACUUAUGGAUCUCCACAAGAAAGCUCGUGCUGGAGAGAAGCCAUUUAAAUGCCAGGAAUGUGGGAAAAGCUUCAAAGUUAGCUCUGACCUCAUUAAGCACCAAAGAAUUCACACUGAAGAGAAACCGUAUAAGUGUCAGCAGUGUGAUAAGAGGUUUAGAUGGAGUUCAGAUCUUAAUAAGCACUUAACAACACACCAAGGAAUAAAACCGUACAAGUGUUCCUGGUGUGGGAAAAGCUUCAGUCAAAAUACAAAUUUACAUACACACCAAAGAACGCACACUGGAGAGAAGCCCUUUACAUGUCACGAGUGUGGGAAAAAAUUCAGUCAGAACUCCCACCUUAUCAAACAUCGGAGAACCCACACAGGCGAGCAGCCAUAUACUUGUAGCAUAUGCAGGAGAAACUUUAGCAGGAGGUCAAGCCUUCUUAGACACCAGAAACUCCACCGCUGAAUGGACAUUUGUCCAUUGUCCUCAUUCUGAAGAAGUUCAUCAAGUGGAGGUUGACCCUGAGAUUUAUGAAAAAUAUAUGAAAUUAUGAAGCAUGAAUAAUUCUUCAUCAGUGGAAAAUUUGGUGAUAUAAAUGUGUUUCACAGGAAUCAAGGUUGACUGCAGGGAUCUCUGUAAGUAGUUUUAUACUACUUACAUUUUUACACGUAGCCUUUGGGGAAUUCCUUAGCAAGAAAGGUGUUGCAGGAACAUUGUCAGUAAGGGAAACAUUUUUGUAGUUGAACCUGAUGAAAUAGCAAAUUCAGCUUUAAAUGGAGAUGCGUACAUGACUCAGUCUUCUGUGACCAGAGAGGGUAGAUACUGUUGGUUUUGCAUUGAAUUCCCAGCCACUUUUAAACACACUGGUAGAAACAUUUGUAGCAUGGUCUUCCAAAAGAAAAAGCAAUAACCUGCAUAUUAAUUGGAUACCAUUGCCUUUAAGGUUGUAAGCUUCCCAAUUUCAAGAGUCCUAUGACACAAAAAUGAGUUCUAUUGUCAAAUUUUCCAAGAACCAAGUUGGAUUUUCUUCCCCUUCCUUGUCAUUGGACACUGUUCCCAACGUUGGACAUACUUAAGUUUCUUCUUGAACAUUUUAGGAAUUUUAGCUCUUGAAUCCUUUUAGCACCAUUUUUACUGUGAUGAAAUACUGUUUACUUCAGCACUAGGGAAUUUGCCAGAUAAAUAAUGCACUAUCUUGUACCUCAUUGGUGGUGUUUGAAAAAGAUAAACAUCUCUAAUGAGAUCAUACGGAAACGGGUUGGAAUGUUUAGCCAUGGAAUACAUGUAAAGAAGAACUUUCUGCAAUAAAAGAGACUAG
Enhydra lutris kenyoni (northern sea otter) is the source of this 2581-nucleotide messenger RNA. RefSeq names its product zinc finger protein 75a. The coding region runs from base 145 to 1728 and encodes 527 amino acids. Gene Ontology annotation, molecular function: DNA-binding transcription repressor activity, RNA polymerase II-specific; RNA polymerase II cis-regulatory region sequence-specific DNA binding. Lineage: Eukaryota; Metazoa; Chordata; Mammalia; Carnivora; Mustelidae. The transcript is spliced from 7 exons. The record is from RefSeq and is a predicted model, not a curated record. Gene Ontology annotation, biological process: negative regulation of transcription by RNA polymerase II.